Messenger RNA from Fulvia fulva, 441 nucleotides. RefSeq lists its product as uncharacterized. Lineage: Eukaryota; Fungi; Ascomycota; Dothideomycetes; Mycosphaerellales; Mycosphaerellaceae. The record is from RefSeq and is a predicted model, not a curated record. The transcript is spliced from 3 exons. Bases 1 to 441 code for a protein of 146 amino acids.
AUGAAAGGCUCUACCACUGCGCAUUGUGGCGCUCUAUCACGACUCGCGACCUUUUUGACUCUUCUACUGUCUUUUGCGAACACGAUACACGCGACAACGAACACCAUCUGCCGCGGCCAAUGGGGCUUCCUGAACGGCACUGCAGAGCUCCCCAUUGCGCUGGACCAUUUCAUUUCGGAGCAGAAAGGCAUUGAAGCUGAUUGUCUGCCUGCGAGGUCUGGGCAGGGGACGUGUCAUGACGUUGAGGGACUUGUGGGAUUGCAGGGCCAUGGAUUGGGGUUGGCUUGGUGUAACGAUAACGACCACAGACUGUGUCUAAGCCACACCAACCUGGCAAGACGACUGCAGUGGACGAUGUUUACCUGCUGGCAAAUGAGCGAGCAGUUCGCGGGCCAGACCAUGUACGAUGACAACACGAACGUUAUCGUCAAGUCGCUUUAG